Molecule: messenger RNA, 2464 nt
Organism: Musa acuminata AAA Group (dessert banana)
Lineage: Eukaryota; Viridiplantae; Streptophyta; Magnoliopsida; Zingiberales; Musaceae
Product: nuclear transcription factor Y subunit C-4-like
Exons: 2
Coding region: 1455-2303 (282 amino acids)
Biological process (GO): regulation of transcription by RNA polymerase II
Cellular component (GO): nucleus
Molecular function (GO): DNA-binding transcription factor activity, RNA polymerase II-specific; protein heterodimerization activity; RNA polymerase II cis-regulatory region sequence-specific DNA binding
Source: RefSeq, a predicted model, not a curated record
GAUGGAUUGAGCAUCGGAUGUGACGAGCCAUGUUCGUUUGUGCUUUGUUUGUCUCCGCGUGAAGUGCCAAACUCCUUUUUCUGGCAUUUUAAUUGUCUUGUUUCAAUUUCUCCAUGACUUGCAUCUUAAUGGAAAUGAAGAUUAUAUGUCACUUAGGGCUCAAUCUUUAGAGUGAGAAUGUAUCCUAAGUUCCUAAUUACGGCUACAAAGUUUCUCCCGGGCUUAAUUUCUGUAUGUCCCUAAUCCUAAUUCUUCUUUAGAGACAUUUGGAUUGUUUGUAAAGGCUUGGACUUGGUGUAAAAUUUUGCUUCGGUGCUUGGUGAACAAUAUGGAAUCAUUCCUUUUGGUCCACCCGAGUGAUAGAUUUCUGAACGUGCCCUUCUUCAGUUCAAUUAAGUCUAACAAGGUCCGUCAGCAUGAAGUGCGGAUAUCUAAAUUAGGGAGUGGGCUAAGAGUUAGAUGUGGAUGAGUUUAGUGGUAGCUCCCCUCAUAGCAGCUGCAGUAUCUAAGAGUUGAUGUAGCAAAACUAUGAAGUAGAUGAGAAAGAGGUGGAGCCUGUCAAAACAUAAUAGUGUUUCCUACCAUUGUUAUUUUGACAAGAAUGGUUACAGCAUGACUUCAUUUUGCUUUUAGAUUUGAUUAACUGAACUGGACGGGCAUGACCAUCCAAUACAAGGAUCAUAAAUAGAAUUUCCAUUGCCUGUUUCAUAAGAGCUUGACUAGCAAGCAACUGCUUUGGAUUAAUCAAGGAGGUGUUUUGGCAGAAAAUGACAUGUAAAAUUUAGCUGGAAAGUAAAGUCGGAAAGAGGUAAAGAUGGCAAUUCUUGGAGACAGUGGGUAUCUGAGUAACUGUCCUCUGGCCCAAUUGGCUGUAGCUAUUCCUUAUUUUCUAACUGAAGACUAUGUGUAUCUUGUGUUUGUUCGUGACAUUCAAGAUUUUGUUGGACAAUUUUCUUGCGGUUGAAUUCUCUGUCUUGCAAGAUCAUUAUUAAUUUUGGCAUUAUUUUUAUGCGACGGAUGUUUACUCUUUUGUUGUUACAUAGUCUGACAUAUUUCUCAUCAUCCAUGCUCUUGAGGAUUAUUUUGUAUUAUGUUUGAUCUGAAUUAUUUAGUUGUUGAUGGCAUUGAAGUUAUGUUGUUGUAGAAUGGCUGGAAUUUAGUUCUUCAUUGAUGCCCUUUAAAAGUUGAACAGGAUAAUGUUGUCAGAUCUGGCCUCUACAGCUACUCAUGGUUGCUAUGACUAAUGAAACAUAUAAUUUUUUGUUGGUAGUCUUUGACUUUAUAUAAAGAGAUUUUAAUUAUUUUUUUUUUUAUUUCUAGUCAUUUGGAUAAGGCAAGUCUUUCCAGUGAGGACCAUUAGCUAUCCCAAGUUGUAUGUGAUUGCGGCUGGAUCAUUAUAACGGCGGAAGGUGUUUUAUUGCUGCUUGUCUCACAAUGCUGCAGUCUCACAUCGUAUGUGGUUGUUCAGUUGUAUUUGGUCAUCAGUUUAUGUUCAGCUCAAUACUAUAGCAGCCAAAACAGUGAAGAGCACUUUGGCCAUGGAACAGCCACCUCAACGAUCUCAGCCUCUGACCGGAAUUGUUUCUGGUGCCGCCCAAAGAGCAUAUGCUGCUCCUACCUACCAGCCAGCUGCAAUGGUUACUGGAGCUCAAGCAGUAACAGGAGCCAUGCCUCACCUGACACAACUUACCUCAGCAUAUCCUAUUAACCCAGUCAAUCUUGCAAGCCCGCAUCAGCUUGUUUACCAGCAGGUCCAACAGUUCCAGCAUCAGCAACAGCAACAACUCCAAGCCUUUUGGGCCAACCAGAUGUCAGAGAUAGAACAAGCCACUGAUUUCAAGAACCACAGCCUACCGCUCGCCCGGGUAAAAAAGAUCAUGAAGGCUGAUGAGGAUGUUCAUAUGAUAUCAGCCGAUGCCCCUGUAGUAUUUGCCAAGGCAUGCGAAAUGUUUAUACUGGAACUGACACUCAGGUCAUGGAUCCACACCGAGGAGAACAAGAGGAGAACGCUGCUGAAGAAUGAUAUAGCUGCUGCUAUAUCCGGGACUGACAUAUUUGACUUCUUGGUCGAUAUAGUUCCGAGGGAUGAGUUAAAUGGUGACGGCCUUGGGCUUGCGAGAGCCGGAGCUCCUGCCGAGUCAAUUCCUUAUUACUAUCUACCGGCAUCACAGAUGACAGGUUCUGGAAUGAAUACGGGAAAGCCUAUAGGUCAAACGACUCGUUCAGUGGCUUAUAUGUGGCAGCAGCCUCAGGCACAACAGUUGCCGCUGCAGCAUCUCCGGCAGGCAACCGAUGGUGAGUGAGCUAAUGUGUCUUCAGGGAUCUUUUUGAGACACUACUCUUUAACUUGUCCACUGUAUAAAUCGUUGGUGCUUUUUAGACCUCAAUGCUCUUGCUUCUUUUGCAAGCAUUCAUCCUGCAGUAGUGUUCCUUCACAGAUCAAGUUUGGUCUUUUUAUUGUCGC